Molecule: messenger RNA, 1380 nt
Organism: Ooceraea biroi (clonal raider ant)
Lineage: Eukaryota; Metazoa; Arthropoda; Insecta; Hymenoptera; Formicidae
Source: RefSeq, a predicted model, not a curated record
AUGCCUACCAGAUGGCCUGGUUUGAAAAAAGAUCGUCAAAUAGCGAUGCAUAAAGGCUAUCUAAAUUUUGAAGACUUGAUAAACGCACGAGUAAAAUGUAAAAAAGAAUUGCCGCAUUUGUUGGCACAAAUGAACGAAAAGUACUAUCACACUGUUUCUAAUGAGUACUUGCAGGACCUUGAUUUGAGGAAUAACCAGUUCAGCAAUUUAUAUCGCGCACACUACUUUCAUUUACAUGACGAACGCAACUUCUUGAAUAAUAUAUUUCUUGAUAAGAAAGAGCUUACUUUAUUGGUUUAUCCAAACAAGACAACACAUAACUGGAAUUAUUAUUUAGUUAUGGAUGAAUUAACAAGUUUAAAUGAACGGUGGAAGAAUGGAUAUAAGGACGACCUGACAAAUAUUUAUUACGGUAGAAACCUUCUAACAUAUUUAAGGCAUCAUUAUCUAGAAAACGUAUGGGAGGAAUUUAUAAAUCACCCUCCCGAACACCAGCUAUUGGAAGAGGUGAUAAAUUUUAUCAUGCAAUGGCUUCAUCCGGAGAAAAAUGUCUCUUGCUCGUACAUAGAAAUGGACCUGGAGAAUAUCGCACAACAGGUGAUGAAGCACCUUAAAGUUGUGAAUUCCGAUCAUCCAAUAUUCUCGACAUCUCGUGAACAGUUCUCGAGGUGGAAAUGCAAUAAUAUCUAUAAAAAUCAAUGGAACAACAGCGAUGGAAGACAAAUUAUAGAUAUUCUUUUCAACAUACUCUUGUACAAACCAACCUUUGACACAGUUGUACAUUCUUUGAAAUCAGAUCUCUUUCGACAAUACCUAUAUAUUUCUAAGGAUGGUUACAUGAAUAAUGUACCGCUGCCAGUCAUAUUCCAGAGUGUUACAAGAAGACUUGGUAUAUAUUGUGAUCUAGUAUCUUUAUUUAUAGUUGAUCCUGAUAUUAUGGUUUUCGACUCCCUAGUACCAAAUAAUUGGUUAUUAAGAUGGAAGCCAAAAUGUAAUAUAACAAACUCUAAUGACGAACAGUGUCUUUAUAUCCAUCUCGGAGGUGGUGGAACCAUUCUAAAUAAAAAUAACUUGCCAAUAAUUAAUUUUUGUACUUUAGAAUGUCCCAUAAGUUUUAAUAGACAUUCCAAAAUAAAUUUGUUACAGCUGAUGAUAACUUUGGCUGACGAUUAUCUGCUAGCAAUGAAAUUUUCGGAUAAGUAUCAUACUUAUCAUAGCAGAAUGUGUAAUGAUUCCGAUCCAAUGUUCGAAGAAGAUCAUUGGAGGACAAGGUUUCUACAUCUGGUAAAAGAAUGCUUGUCGAACUCACAGUCUCGUUAUAUGAGAGGAAGAGGAGAUGUAUUUAAGUUCGUAGAUGAAUUGGAAAAGGUACCUCAAUAA